Messenger RNA from Salvelinus namaycush (lake trout), 3507 nucleotides. Its product is annotated as ras association domain-containing protein 5-like. Gene Ontology annotation, biological process: signal transduction. Gene Ontology annotation, cellular component: nucleus. The coding region runs from base 251 to 1081 and encodes 276 amino acids. The record is from RefSeq and is a predicted model, not a curated record. The transcript is spliced from 5 exons. NCBI's taxonomy places the organism in Eukaryota, Metazoa, Chordata, Actinopteri, Salmoniformes, Salmonidae.
GGCAGGGGAUGCUUGUAUUGAGAGAACUGAGCAAUACUUGGACCGUGAGCUUUAGUGGUGUGUGUCCAUAUACUGAGCUACCAAGGGACUGGCUGUGGAUGUGAAGGGCUCUAGGACUGAGCAUUGUGAACAGUGUGUGUUGCUGAAUGCCUCUACAGGCAGAGAAUCCCCCCUUUGGGAACAAUCAGAUUUCCUCCUGCGGCUCUGCUGGGUGUCUAUAGGCAGCCGAGGGCUCGUAUUUAACUCCUAAAUGACUGGCAGCAACAGCAUGAGCAGCGGCUACUGCAGUCUGGACGAGGAGGGCGAAGACUUCACCUUCUUCACCGCAAAGACCACCUUCUUCCGCCAGCCCAAAAAGCUGGUUAAGCAGAAUGAGGUCAAAGAGGAACAGGAGGCAGGGCCCAAGGCUCUGUCAGAGAAAGAGGUGCGGGCCAGGAUAGAGGACUACAACUCUAACGUCUCAGAGAAUGGCAUGAAACUGGCUGCUGAUGGUUUGUACACUGGCUUCAUUAAGGUCCACCUCAGGCUGAGUCGGCCAGUCACGGUGCUUGCUGUGGAGGGUGCGGGAUUAGAGGAACAGUCAGGCAAGCCAGACAGACGCGGUCGGCCAAUGACGGUGUCAGAGGGCCAGGAGGGGGAGGGAGCGGGGUUGAGUGACAAGCGGACGUCGUUCUACCUUCCCAGUGACUGUGCGAAGCAACUCCACAUUAGUAGUACUACCACAGUCAGGGAGGUCAUACAGGGCCUGCUGAAGAAAUUUAUGGUGCUGGAUAACCCACGCAAGUUUGCCCUGUACAGACAGACACACCGCGAUGGACAGGAUCUGUUCCAGAAACUUCCUCUGGUGGAGUAUCCUCUCUCUCUGAGACUGGUGGCAGGGCCAGACCCUGAGCUGCUCAGCUUUGUCCUCAAGGAGAACGAGACCGGAGAGGUUGAGUGGCAUGCGUUUUCAGUUCCUGAGCUGCAGAACUUCCUGGUGAUUCUGGAGAAGGAGGAGACUGAGCGUGUGCGAUUGGUGGAGCAGAGAUUCACAGCUUACCGACAGAUAUUGCAGAAGGCACUAUGCGAGCAUCAACCCUGAUCCCUCACCCUUGAUCCCUCAUCCCUAAUCUCUCACCCUGACCCCUCAACCCUCACCCUUCUGUUGACCCAGGGAGAGACAGGAGACCACUGAAGCUCACAGACUACUAUUCUCCCCUCAUUACACGGUCAGCCCCCCUCCAUCCCUCCCUCCUCACCCCCCCUUAAGAAGAGAGGAGGGGUUGAGAAAGCAUGGAAAGGGAAAAGGGGACUGAUUAACGGGCGAGUGGGCAGGAUUCUGGAACAUAAUCAGUGUUUCCCUGGGAGGUGAAAGACACGCUGAACUGACAGACCCUCUGACUUCAUUGGGCUCAGAUAUCUCAUUUUGGUCUGACAAUGUGACCUGAUGAGUCUUCUAAUGUUACAUUGAAUCUCCGUUUGGUCUGAUUAUGUUUUUAAGAUUAUACUGCUGCUGCUGCUACUGCAAGUGUUACUUAUUUACUUACUUAUGUAUUUACUAAGGCAUGAGUCUCACCCUGCUCUAUCUGCCCCAGCGCCCCUGCAUAAAGAUUCAGAUGGACUAGAACAGACAUUACCAUUCAAAACAACGCUCCAAACAACGCUCCAGGGACCAUUUGGAAUGUUCCAUUACUUGAUGUUUACGAUAUCAACUCUCAGGUUGUCCCUGCAUGCCUUCUGUCCAGGGUCGAGGGUAGGAGACGGGUGGGUAUGCUUGGGUUGGGAAGUAGGGUUGGGAUGCUGGGGUAAAGCUAUGUUCGUCUUCAUCUUCAGACUCCUCUCAUAUCAGUCCCAGGGAUGUACACCAGUGUUUCUCAUAGAACUGCUCUGCUGAGCUAAGGAGGCAACAGAAGAAGACCUGAGCUCUCUAUCCUAAUUUAUUUACCCAGCGCUGAAAUAACCCCUCUAUCUCAGGCGGCUAACUUUCACUUAAUCCUGCAUCUCCAUCUACCUGGGUAACCAUGCUAGUGUGGGAGGUGUUGUGCAGAUAGACGUGUAUAUCAUAAAUAGAUGCUAUUCCCAUAGACACUAGUCUCUUCAGAUAGACAUUGAGUACCCUGACUGCAUUCACAUAAACAGAGACAUAGGCCUUCUGUACCCAUUAUUCAUUCACCCAUCCUACAGAAGCUAUGUCUUCUGUACCUGUUAUUCAUUCACCCAUCCUACAGAAGCUAUGUCUUCUGUACCCGUUAUUCAUUCACCCAUCCUACAGAAGCUAUGUCUUCUGUACCCGUUAUUCAUUCACCCAUCCUACAGAAGCUAUGUCUUCUGUACCCGUUAUUCAUUCACCCCUCCUACAGAAGCAUACCGUAUGUAAACGAUCAGUAGAUUCCUUCAUUGCAUGAAUCGUCUGCUGGUGUUUAAAGCAUUUACAAACAGUUGAUGUUUUGACUCUUCAUAUACACGUCACCCUUCCCUCAUCAAUAACCCAUGACCUUUAUCUCCUGACCCCUAACCUGGAAAUGUACAUUUCUCCUGAUGGGAGACUGCUUUGCUGCUGUUCCCAGUGUCUGUGGAGAAGGUAUGCAGCUGUAGCUACUGUUGUUAGAGGCCUGUUAGAGCCAGCCACUCUGUGCUGCUGUGACAGGCCCCUGAAGCCCUGCUACUGAGCCGACUGUUACAGGACCGAGUGAAUGAGGAACUGAUGCUCAAACACUGAUUGAGGGUCAAAAGGUCAUCUGCCAGGAGUUAUUCCUGGUCAGUUCAUGUAGUUAGGAAAAACUCCUGUUCCUAUAGUUCAUUGAGCUGAGAAACCCCAUUCUGGUGAUCACACCAAAGUUAAGAGGGACAGGGGCAGUGGGAUAUGCCUGACUGAAAAGAUGACGUAUUGUAGGAAAAAACUUUUUUGCACUGAUUCUGGCCACAGAUUGGUCUGCCAGUCUGUAUAGUAUCCUAGAGAAGGAGCAUGAAAUUAGUGAUUUUUAAAAUAAAAUUUAAGGGAAUUUGAUCAUACAAUUAAUGUUUAUCUGAGUGUGAUGCAUAUGUAUAUAUGUAAACAUUGGAGGACAAAUUAUUAUUAUUGAUUAUAACUAUUGUUAGUUGAAUUGGUGUGUGCGUCUGGGCUGAAGAUAAUAGUAUAAAUGUUAUAUGAUAGUUCAUAUCUCUGUAUUCCAGUCAGUCUCUCUCAUCGUCCAAAAGCACAUGCCUUCCUGAUGCCGAGAGUCCCUUCAUCAACCCUGUUUUAUUCCUGCCCUCACAGGGCUUAUAGAAGCCACACAAACAGAUCUGAGACCAGACUACAUGUCAACGAUGGAACCCUUAAGAUUGUGUGUGUGUGUGUCUUUGUGUGCUUACAUCUGCGUGUGUAUUAUUUAUUUUAUGGUUCACCCCCUUCGGCAUGGUGUUAAGUGUCAGAGGAUGUGGGCAAUCAAUGCUUUCCAAUAAUCUCUUAGUUUGGUUUAUCUGAAGAAUCAGAUGUGUAUAUAGAUAUCUGUAAAGCUGUAUAGAAAAUGAAGAAUGAAAUAAAUG